AUGCCAUUAGACAGAGAAGAACCACAACAUUUCGGUGCUGGUCCAGCUCAAUUACCAACAAAAGUUUUACAGCAAGCUGCUAAAGAUUUAGUCAAUUUUAAUGAAAUAGGUUUGGGUAUUGGUGAAAUUUCUCAUCGUUCUAAAGAAGCUACAAAAGUUAUAGAUGAUGCUAAAUUACAUUUACGUCAAUUGAUGAACAUCCCAGAUACUCAUGACAUCUUCUUCAUCCAAGGUGGUGGUACUACCGGCUUCUCUUCAAUUGCAACAAACUUGGAAACUGCUUAUUUGGGUAAAACUGGUGAAAUCGCACCAGCUGGUUAUUUGGUCACUGGUAGUUGGUCACAAAAGGCCUUUGAAGAAGCUGAGAGAUUACAUAUACCUUCAAAAAUUAUAUUCAAUUCAAAGGAUUCAGAUAAAAAUGGCAAAUACGGUUCUAUCCCAGAUGAGUCAUUAUGGGAGGAUAAAAUAAAAGGACAUAAGUUCUCAUACAUAUAUUUUUGUGAAAAUGAAACUGUUCAUGGUGUCGAAUGGAAUUCUUUACCAGAAUGUUUACAAAAUCAAGAUGAUAUAGAGGUAGUCGCUGAUUUAUCCAGUGAUAUAUUAUCGAGAGAAAUUGACGUUUCUCAAUAUGGUGUAAUUAUGGCAGGUGCCCAAAAAAAUAUUGGUUUAGCUGGAUUAACCGUUUAUAUUAUUAAAAAAUCAAUCUUACACAAUAUCUCAAAAGUUUCCGAUGAUCAAUUGUUUGAAUUCGGAAUCCCAAUAACACCAAUUGCUACUCAUUACCCAACUAUCGUCAAAAAUAAUUCAGCUUAUAAUACUAUACCUAUUUUCACUUUACAUGUAAUGGAUUUAGUUUUCCAACAUUUGCUUGAGAAAGGUGGUGUGCCAGCUCAACAAAGGGAGAAUGAACAAAAGUCAGCUUCCUUAUAUUCUGCUUUAGAUUCUCACCCAGAUUUUUAUAACUUGCCAGUUGAUAAAAAUUGCAGAUCGAAGAUGAAUGUAGUUUUCACUUUGAAAAAUCCUGAACUGGAUAGUAAAUUUUUAGAAGAAGCUUCAGCUUUAAAAUUAACUGGUUUGAAAGGUCACAGAUCAGUUGGUGGUUUCAGAGCAUCUAUCUAUAACGCAUUAUCCAUAGAAGCUGUAGAGAACUUAUCAAAGUUUAUAAAAGAUUUCGCUGAAAAAAAUGCUUAA
Vanderwaltozyma polyspora DSM 70294 is the source of this 1191-nucleotide messenger RNA. It is a transcript of the gene SER1, whose product is annotated as O-phospho-L-serine:2-oxoglutarate transaminase. Gene Ontology annotation, cellular component: cytoplasm. Gene Ontology annotation, biological process: L-serine biosynthetic process. Gene Ontology annotation, molecular function: O-phospho-L-serine:2-oxoglutarate transaminase activity; pyridoxal phosphate binding. The record is from RefSeq and is a predicted model, not a curated record. Lineage: Eukaryota; Fungi; Ascomycota; Saccharomycetes; Saccharomycetales; Saccharomycetaceae. The coding region runs from base 1 to 1191 and encodes 396 amino acids. The transcript has a single exon.